Messenger RNA from Phycomyces blakesleeanus NRRL 1555(-), 882 nucleotides. RefSeq lists its product as hypothetical. The record is from RefSeq and is a predicted model, not a curated record. Bases 1 to 882 code for a protein of 293 amino acids. Lineage: Eukaryota; Fungi; Mucoromycota; Mucoromycetes; Mucorales; Phycomycetaceae. The transcript has 8 exons.
AUGUGUAAUUCAAAGAUGUCUUGUCCUCUACGACAUUAUUUCUUGUUAAAGGUCGUAAAAAGAAAGGAGGACUUUAUCUGUGGAGUAGGUCAGAUCAAGUUAGGACAAGAAGUCCUCGGCGAAGAUUUCUUGGUAGAUUCAGAAAUACGAGAAGCUUCAAAUUUGCUUCACAGUGCUAGUGCGAGGACCAUUACAAACGCUGCAUCUGUGACGAGGAGUACAGACAGUGCAGUCAUUCAAUUGAUCCAAAACAUGCAUGAAACCCUUAUUGCGGUGCUUAAAGGACAAGAACAAAUUCUUAUGGAAAUAGCCGAUAUCAAGAAUGAUCUGAACAAAAGAGAAUCCACAGAGCAAGAAGACGAAGCAUCUAUACCCUCCAUCGAUCCUAUACGAAGACCAGUCUCUAAUAUCAAGGAUAUAACCAUGAGACAUAUCCACAAAAUGAUCAGUCAGGACCUCGGUAUUGAAGUAACCAAGGUCGAGAAAUCAAAGCUUCACACUUGUACGCUGCUUAUUUGCGAUCAGCUUGCGGCACUUCCGUCUGUACAGGCUCUUGGGCCACGUCCUAAAUGGGGAUCGAUUCCGAAAAGAGACAAGAAGAUGAUUUGUGCUAGACAUGCAAGCAUGCUCAAAGCUAAUGGAAUUGAUUUCACGAGAUGUCAUGGGAACUGGGCAUCAAUUGCCAAGGUUGGACAGCUUUGGAAAGACCGUCAAAAGAGAGAGAUUAAUAAUACGCCGAGCAUAACAAAGUAUCUAUGGAUCUGUUUUAAGCCUAGCACAAGUUUAGUAACUGAGUUUAACUGGAGUUUCUGCGAUCUUACAAGGCAAAAGACAGAAAAAAGAGAAUUAUUGACUGAAUCUUGGUUUUUGGUUUUUACCUAA